Molecule: messenger RNA, 2781 nt
Organism: Acanthosepion pharaonis
Lineage: Eukaryota; Metazoa; Mollusca; Cephalopoda; Sepiida; Sepiidae
Source: the annotation of a GenBank genome assembly
AUGCAACCCGCCCAGAUCAUAUGUAAAGCCAGUGUCAAGGGCGCGGUUGGAAUUUGGGCGAGCCUAUCUAUCUAUCUAUCUAUCUAUCUAUCUAUCUAUCCUUACCUAAGUAUCUAUCUAUUCUUACCUAAGUAUCUAUCUAUCUAUCUAUCUAUCUAUCUAUCUAUCUAUCUAUCUAUCUAUUCUUACCUAAGUAUCUAUCUAUCUAUCUAUCUAUCUAUCUAUCUAUCUAUCUAUCUAUCUAUCUAUCUAUCCGGUAGGUCAGCGCUGCUUUCUGAUCAGUCCACUUAUUCUUUACAAGCUGAAAAGGCGGACUCUGGGAGAUCUUAUUCUUUCUUGGACUCUCCCUUUUUAUUUGGAAUUCUUUCUUGGCCUCUCCCUUUUUAUUUGGAAUUCUUUCUCGGCCUCUCCCUUUUUAUUUGGCAUUCUUUCUCGGCCUCUCCCUUUUUAUUUGGAAUUCUUUCUCGGCCUCUCCCUUUUUAUUUGAGAUUCUUUCUCGGCCUCUCCCUUUUUAUUUGGUAUUCUUUCUUGGCCUCUCCCUUUUUAUUUGGAAUUCUUUCUUGGCCUCUCCCUUUUUAUUUGGUAUUCUUUCUCGGCCUCUCCCUUUUUAUUUGGAAUUCUUUCUUGGCCUCUCCCUUUUUAUUUGAGAUUCUUUCUCGGCCUCUCCCUUUUUAUUUGGUAAUCUUUCUUGGCCUCUCCCUUUUUAUUUGGAAUUCUUUCUCGGCCUCUCCCUUUUUAUUUGGUAUUCUUUCUCGGCCUCUCCCUUUUUAUUUGGUAUUCUUUCUCGGCCUCUCCCUUUUUAUUUGGAAUUCUUUCUCGGCCUCUCCCUUUUUAUUUGAAUUCUUUCUUCGACUUUUCCAUUUCUAUUUUGAAUUCUCACUUAGCCACUCAUUUCUUAUUCCGAAUUCUGUUUCGGACUUUCCAUUUUUAUUUGGAAUUUUUUGUUGGCGUGUUCCUUUUUAUUUGGAAUUCUUUUUCACGCCUUCUCCCUUUUUAUUUGCAAUUCUUUCUUGGCCUCUCCCUUUUUAUUUGCAACUCGUUUUUAGUCUUUUCCUUUUUAUUUGGAAUUCUUUCUUAGCCUCCCUUUUUUAUUUGGAAUUCUUUCUCGGCCUCCCUUUUUAUUUGGAAUUCAUUCUUAGUCUUUUCUUUUUUUAUUUCGAAUUUUCACUUAGCCACUCAUUUCUUAUUCCGAAUUCUUUCUCGGCCUAUCCCCUUUUUAUUUGGAAUUUUUUCUUGGCCUCUCCCUUUUUUUUUGAAAUUCUUUCUUGGCCUCACACUUUUUAUUUGGUAUUUUUCUUGGCCUCUCCCUUUUUAUUUGAAAUACUUUCUUGGCCUCUCCUUUUUAUUUGUAAUUCUUUCUCGCCCUUUGCCUUUUUAUUUGCAAUUCUUUCUUGGCCUCUCCCUUUUUAUUUGGAAUUAUUUCUUAGUCUCCUUUUUUAUUUCCACUCAUUUCUUAUUCCGAAUUCUGUUUCGGACUUUCUAUUUUUAUUUGGAAUUUUUUGUUGGCGUGUUCCUUUUUAUUUGGAAUUCUUUUUCACGCCUUCUCCCUUUUUAUUUGCAAUUCUUUCUUGGCCUCUCCCUUUUUAUUUGCAACUCGUUCUUAGUCUUUUCCUUUUUAUUUGGAAUUCUUUCUUAGCCUCCCCUUUUUAUUUGAAAUUCUUUCUUGGGCUCUCCCAUUUUAUUUGCAAUUCUUUCGUGGCCUCUCCCUUUUUAUUUGGAAUUCUUUCUCAGUCUUUUCCUUUUCCACUUAUUACUUAUUCGAAAUCUUUCUUGGCCUCUCCCAUUUUAUUUGAAAUUCUUUCUUGGCCUCUCCCUUUUUAUUUGAAAUUCUUUCUCGCCUUUUGCCUUUUUAUUUGCAAUUCUUUCUUGGCCUCUCCUUUUUAUUUGGAAUUCUUUUUUGCCACUUAUUACUUAUUCCGAAAUCUUUCUUGGCCUCUCCCAUUUUAUUUGAAAUUCUUUCUUGGCCUCUCCUUUUUAUUUGAAAUUCUUUCUCGCCUUUUGCCUUUUUAUUUGCAAUUCUUUCUUGGCCUCUCCCUUUUUAUUUGGAAUUCUUUUUUGGUCUCUCCUUUUUAUUUGGAAUUCUUUCUCAGUCUUUUCCUUUUGUAUUUCGAAUUCUCACUUAGCCACUUAUUACUUAUUCCGAAAUCUUUCUUGGCCUCUCCGAUUUUAUUUGAAAUACUUUCUUGGCCUCUCCCUUUUUAUUUGAAAUUCUUUCUCGCCUUUUGCCUUUUUAUUUGCAAUUCUUUCUUGGCCUCUCCCUUUUUAUUUGGAAUUCUUUCUUACCACUCAUUUCUUAUUCCGAAUUCUGUUUCGGACUUUCCAUUUUUAUUUGGAAUUUUUUGUUGGCGUGUUCCUUUUUAUUUGGAAUUCUUUUUCACGCCUUCUCCCUUUUUAUUUGCAAUUCUUUCUUGGCCUCUCCCUUUUUAUUUGCAACUCGUUCUUAGUCUUUUCCUUUUUAUUUGGAAUUCUUUCUUAGCCUCCCCUUUUUAUUUGGAAUUCUUUCUCGGCCUCCCUUUUUAUUUGGAAUUCAUUCUUAGUCUUUUCUUUUUUUAUUUCGAAUUUUCACUUAGCCACUCAUUUCUUAUUCCGAAUUCUUUCUCGGCCUAUCCCCAGGCACACAGUGAAGGAUUGAAACGGCCAAUAAUAAAAGGCACAUCCCCUCCUCUAGAUGCAUAUCUAGGGAUGUAUCAGAACCUCAUUUUAUGUAUGUAUGUAUGUAUGUAUGUAUGUAUGUAUCUAUCUAUCUAUCUAUCUAUCUAUCUAUCUGUUUUCCGCAUGUAA